CAUCGGUUAGACACAGUUAUGAAGUUUGCACUGGCAAUUUGCAGUAUAGUGCUUUUAGCACACAUAGCUGCGACGAUCACAAAGAAAACGACGACAGCAAAGCCUAAGAAAGCUGAAGCCUACGGCUAUGAUUCACGAGGACAAGGUAGUAACUAUGGACGCCGCAACGGUUACAACAUGCACAAAACAAAUAAUGGCAAUUAUGGACAAGGAGACAAUGGUUACAACAAUGGCAGAAGCAGUGGUUAUAAUAAUAACGGUGGUGGUUACCCAAGCCAUGAUGGCGGUAGUGGUUACAACAACAAUGGUGGAGGCAGUGGUUACAACAAUAAUGGUGGAGGCGGGGGUUACAACAAUAAUGGUGGAGGCGGAGGCUACAAAAAAACCUCGAACCAUAGAAACUAUGGAUAUCGCAUUUGUCCGAACCAGACAUUUUAUGAUGACGUUUACAGAUGGAGCGACAUUGGAAAUGGAUACCCAAUAGCCACUAUUACUACAGAGUUAGGAAUGCGUGCCCAAUUGCUAGCCUGCCUGAUGCUAAGAAUGCCGCGGCCCCGUAAUCCAACGGUGCCAGCCGUGGAUCCCAUGCUGGGUCUCACUAAAAAAGCAUGCAACAGUACGAGUAUGACACUACGAAGCUAUUUUAGCGCCAACCCCAUGAACCUCGGACGAUGUUGGGCUAUUACAUCGCAGAAUAACGCAAAUGGGAUGCCGAUGGUGCUACAGGCACCCAUCAGUUUCGUAAAGUGCCAGUAUGAUAUCGCAACACUUGCACUCUGCUGUACGGUGCUUCUAGCACACACUGCUGCGGCAAUCACGUCCAACGAAACCACAACGACGGUUCCAUCGCAGCCGAAGAAGUCUGCACACUUUGGGUUUAUGUUUGGCAAUCGCGGUGGCAUUCCAGUUGUUGGUGGUUACAGUAGAGGUGGUAACGUUGGCUACAACAGACCAGGGAGACGCAGCAACAGCAAUCAUGUAGGCUACAGCGGUACACGAAGUUCAUAUCCCAGAAAUAGCGGUAGAGGCAGUGGUUAUAACAGUUAUGGUGGCAACAGAGGCACCUCCAAAAAUGGUGGCGGCAGUGUUUAUCCUACACAUGGUAGAGGCGGUGGUUACCCCAGCCAGAGAGGAGAUAGAUAUGGAGGCAGGCAGGGAGGAGACAGAUAUGGAGGCGGUAGUGGCUACCCCAGUCAAGGAGGAAAUAGAUAUGGUGGAAACAGUGGCUACGGUGGAGGCAGUGGAUACUCAGGAAAUGGUGGAGGACACUCCGGGAAUGGUUACGGGAAUAGUGGAGGACAGGGGUACAACACGUAUCCAACUUUCGGAAAGAGGGGAUAUCUCAUGUGUCCCAACCAGACCUUUUUUGAUAACAUUUACAGAUGGAGCGAUCUUGCAACCGGAUACCCACUAGCUCAAAUAAACGUAGAGAUAGCUGCAAUAGCUGCACUACGAAUGUGCCUGGCACGUACGAGACCGGCCGUCACCGCUCCGACAGUACCAGCUACGGACCCCAUGCUAGGAACCGUUAGAAGCGCAUGCACCAAGACUCAAAUGACUCUUCGCAGCUACUUCAGUGUCAAUCCAGCUAACAGGGGACAAUGUUGGGCGCUCGCGCGACAAGGAUUGAUGACCUACGUCAAAUGUCAAAAUGAAUUUUGCAACAAAUGCAAGGCUCACAAUUACUACGGCGAGUUUGAAAGCCGAUGCAUCACUACAUACAGUCGUGUGAGUCUGUGGGCCUACUGCGAAAACAGAGCAGUUAACAACAGAAUUGUCUUCGAUACGAUCCUGUUACCUACCUGCUGUGAGUGUGGGUCCAUCAAGUGUUAUCGCAAUCAGCACUAGAAUUGACCUAACACGUUCAACUCCAGCUGCGCAAGUACUGACCCUAACAAAAGUCCACGCAAGAUGCACAAGUAUCGACCACUUGUCAAUACCACAACGAACUGAUACUUAUUAUUUACUUGAAAUGCAACAGGAAAUAAUAGUUUUUACUUACCUAAUACGGUUACAAGAAUAAUGACACUAUUAUUUUCAUUUUAAUCAACAGUUUUACUUACCUUGUGCGGUUGUAAAUGUAACACAACUGGCAAUAAAACUGUUUAAAACGCA
Molecule: messenger RNA, 2115 nt
Organism: Gigantopelta aegis
Lineage: Eukaryota; Metazoa; Mollusca; Gastropoda; Neomphalida; Peltospiridae
Exons: 8
Coding region: 19-1848 (609 amino acids)
Source: RefSeq, a predicted model, not a curated record